This is a messenger RNA of Falco peregrinus (peregrine falcon), 1865 nucleotides long. It is a transcript of the gene TAFA1, whose product is annotated as TAFA chemokine like family member 1. Bases 611 to 1012 code for a protein of 133 amino acids. The record is from RefSeq and is a predicted model, not a curated record. Lineage: Eukaryota; Metazoa; Chordata; Aves; Falconiformes; Falconidae. Gene Ontology annotation, biological process: regulation of neuroblast proliferation; neuroblast differentiation. The transcript is spliced from 5 exons. Gene Ontology annotation, molecular function: receptor ligand activity.
UCUUCUGCUCUGUGCAAAGUCUGAGUGCUGGUAUUUAAAUGCAGCUCCAGUUGCUAAGCCCCGGCGAGCAGCGAGUGCCUGGCUGAGGCUUGCAACCGAGGGCUGUGUCGCUUUAAGGCAUGUGAUACUUUCCCAAGCAGGGAUGUAUUGAAAUAGGCAACGGUACUUACAGCAUCGUAUAGCAGUGUACAUACAACUGCCUUACUCUGCACUGCCCGCGCUGGAGUGAGGCUGCUCUGUCAUUAAAUGUAAACUGCUUCUCGUCCUUAAGUAUCCUGGAAGCUGCAAAUUAUCUCAAGAUCACUUCAAAGGUCUCAUCAAGCGGAAGGUGAUGCUAGGAGAUGAUUUAAAGGUGAAAAUGAGAAGGUUUCCACCCCUCAAACCUUGGCCACUUUUCUGACGGCAGAGUCUUAGAGCUCAGAUGUCUUCUUUACUCUGGAAACAGGAUUUGUAACGAAAAAGAUUUUUUUUCUUCUUUUAAUCCUGAUAAAGAAGAUUACUGGGAAGCUAUUAAAAAUCCCUUAUUGUGACACAAUGGAUUUAAAAAAGUGUUAGAUCUCUCCAAUGAACACUAAUAGAGUGCUCUGCUCUUGGUUGGAUUACUCAGAGAAUGGCAGUGGUCUCUGCAAUGUCCUGGGUCCUGUAUUUGUGGAUAAGUGCCUGUGCAAUGCUGCUCUGUCAGGGGUCCCUCCAUCACACUUUCCAGCAGCAUCACCUGCACAGACCAGAAGGAGGAACGUGUGAAGUUAUAGCAGCACACAGAUGCUGUAAUAAGAAUCGAAUUGAGGAAAGAUCACAAACAGUAAAAUGCUCCUGUCUACCUGGGAAAGUGGCUGGGACUACAAGAAACAGACCUUCCUGUGUUGAUGCUUCAAUAGUGAUCGGGAAAUGGUGGUGUGAGAUGGAGCCCUGCCUAGAAGGAGAGGAAUGUAAGACAUUGCCUGAUAAUUCUGGAUGGAUGUGUGCGACUGGCAAUAAAAUCAAGACCACCAGAAUCCACCCGAGGACCUAACAGCGCGCCGCCUGCACGGAGACAGUGAAAUCCCUGCUGAUUUGUGAGGACAAAGUCUUGAAAGUUUAAAACCAUCUCAGCAUUUACAAGCCAAAUGGAUUUCUUAUUUGCACUUUGACUGUUUACCAGAUAACAACAGUGGCUUUACUGUGUAAAAGAAAGCAUUCAGUGGAAACAAUGCCCCUGAUUUUUGACAGCUGAAAAUAAAAAUGAAGAAAAUGGUUCCUUUGGUAAAGUUUCCAAGAUUGCGAAAUACAAACAACAGUAUAAGUUUGGAUCUACAAUUUACUUUAUACCAGUUAAAGUAUAUAUAUAGAAAUAUAUAUAUAUUAAUAUAUGAUAUUUUGAAAUAAAAGCCUCAGUCUUCAAGAAAUUGAAUAGUACCACACUUUGCUGCAGCUGCUGUAAUUUUUAAAUUUUUUUUUCUUUUUUUGUAAUGGUCUGGAAGAUCCCUACCUGUUUCUGAGAGAAAUGUGGCAGUGAAGAGGCAAAGCAAACCUGCUGCGGUACAAGGAUGCCUAAGAGCUACACGAAUCCUACUGAUGUGGCAUCCAGAGCUUCCUGUUCCCUUCGGCAGAAUUUCGAGGGCAUUUGUUGUUCCACUUUGUGUUCUGGAGGCUUUUCCCCUUGUGCAAUACUAGCAUGCUGGCUUUGCUUCAUUAACCAUACUUGAUUGAUAUAUAACAAUGAUAAUUCUAUCCUCUUCCAAGAAAAUAUUUUUAGAGCUGUUAGAUAUUCUAUGAAGAAGAGAUGGACAACUACUGAGUGAAGUACAGUAUGUAUUAAAAGUUUAUUUGGCAGAGUUUGGUAGACUGUGAGCUCCCUUCUUAUUAAAGAUGUACUGUACGUACAA